This is a messenger RNA of Magallana angulata, 5517 nucleotides long. Its product is annotated as cytochrome b5 reductase 4-like. NCBI's taxonomy places the organism in Eukaryota, Metazoa, Mollusca, Bivalvia, Ostreida, Ostreidae. Bases 1558 to 3300 code for a protein of 580 amino acids. The record is from RefSeq and is a predicted model, not a curated record. The transcript has 16 exons. Gene Ontology annotation, biological process: generation of precursor metabolites and energy; superoxide metabolic process. Gene Ontology annotation, molecular function: heme binding; oxidoreductase activity. Gene Ontology annotation, cellular component: endoplasmic reticulum.
GCUUCAGUUUGCUCAACACAAACCCAAAACCCAAGCCACCAGUGUAAAAUCAUUAUCCUUCUCUUAGGAAAAAUUUAUUACCUCGCAAAAAAACGGGCAAUAAAAUACAUGUAACAGUAAAAUCAAUUCUGCCAGUGGUUAUUAUAACUGCAUUCUUCCCCGGAAUCAGGAAAUUAAAUUGGGACAUUUGUUUCUUGAACUGAGGGACGUCUGAAUGCACUCCAGAUUGACGUCUGCAUCAAAAAAGAGAUUGAUUACCAAUCAAAUUGUAAAUGUCUUGAUACCUGCUCGUCAAAAACUCCCAAGAAUAGCAUAUGUCGUACAAUGGACAGCUUCUGCUGUAGUUCACUUACCUGUGAUGUUAUUUUUAAAGUGAAUUCUAUAUCUAGAGAUGCUUUAUCAAAAACAUGACUGUUUUUAGAACAUUCUAUUAGCACCUGAUUUGCUAAAAUAAGUGACAUCAAUAUAAUGUUUGCGUUAUAUUUUAUUGAAUUUUAGAAUUUAAUUAGCUUGCAGUUGUGGUAUUGAUGAUUGUCUACCAGCGAAACGAAUUGUUUACUUAUUAGCGUCUGUUUGUAUUGGCGUAUGACGUCAGUUACAUGCAGGUAUUUACCCUGCUCGUAUUUAAAUGCUAGUUGUGUUUGUGUUUUGAAAAGACGAGAAAUAUAAUGUCGAGCGGGCAGAUAGGAGGAAAAAAGUUUUAUUGCUGAUUAUUAAAACAAAGGAGUUUUUAUACUGCAUUUAGUAUAUUCCAAUACUGGCUCUGUAGACAAAACUAUUAAAAAAGAGAUGAGCUGAGGUAAUGUAACUUUGAGAUUCACUUCGUGUCAUCUUUUUUGGAGGAAAGGACUUUGUGGGGAGGAGUUGUUAAACCUAGUUUCUUGUGUCUUUGUCCUUAUGGAUUGAAUGGAGAUUAAACCUGGAUUUUAGUGUGCAGACUGUCAUUAAUAAAUUUGUUUCAAUUACCUGACUGACAUCGGAUCUUUACGUAAGCACAGUUUUGCAUGCCAUUGUGUUCCGGACAUUGCCUCGUGAAGCCUUUCCGAGAUCCAUGUUUAUUUUUCCCACUCCUUGUUUCCGAGCCCAAUUCCAAACAGAGCUACAUCGUAUGCACUCAGACAAAUCAAGGCAUUAUUAUGAAUCCUCGACAAAUGGAUUUACUCCACGAGUAGGAUUAGGAAAGUACUGAAGGCUUUUAGGAUUAACAAGAGACAGUCGGAUAUUGAAGUUCGAGGAAAACUGUCCUCUCGCUCUGUUUUUCUUUUUUUUUCCCUUUUUUCAUCAUGCAUUGCAGAUUCAGAAAGUAUUACAGAGGAUGUAAUAAAUCAAUGUUUCUGGACUGAAUCCGCAGAACAGUUGUUACGGUAAGCGAGGCCUGCGAUCGUAAGAUAUAGCAGAUAUUGAGGACAAUGGAAUCAGCACAGUCCUAGUCAUGACUGUGUGAGAACUGUUAAUACACAUCCUGUGAGGUACCGGCUGUAUUGUACUGUGUAAUUGCACGAUUUAUCAAGUACUCUCUGGAGCCAUAACCUUGUGUAAUUGCGUUGAGACGACGUGAUGUCUCAAAAGCAGAGUUGCUGUUUUCUUGGACGAAUGUUCCAGCUUUGCUCAUCCAAAUCCCAGGACAAGACAAAAAAAGGAUCACCAACCCCAAGUAGAAGCUCCAUGGACUACAAGAUGGCUGGCAAGGAUAACCUCCUCCAGCCCAGCUUUCCCGCCUUAAACUCCCAGCAGAGGCUUUCAGACGCCAAAGCCCGCAACAAGGUGGAGCUAAAACCAGGCAGGUCCUUGAUGGACUGGAUCCGACUGGGGAGGAGUGGAGAGGAUCUAACGGGGGUGGGGGGUAAAGUCUUAGAAGUGGAUGCAGAGGAAUUGGCCAAGCAUAAUCAGAUUAACGAUGCCUGGAUUGCUCUUCGAGGCAAAGUGUACAAUAUAACGCCUUACAUGGAAUAUCACCCUGGGGGUGAGGAAGAGCUGAUGAGGGGGGCAGGGAUAGACGGCACUCAACUGUUUGAUGAGGUUCAUAAAUGGGUGAAUUACGAAUCAAUGCUGGAGAAAUGCUUUGUGGGCAAGCUGAAAUCUACACCCCCUGCACAUAGGCGAGUAUCCCUGCUAAGAACCUUGGAGCCAGGGGGACCUGCUAAUACCAAUAAAUCUCUGUUAAAGGCCAAUUCUACAGAGUCAAAGAAUGGACCCAUGUCUCCACCAGCAUUUAAAGUUCCAGAGUCCCCCACCCUUCCCAAAUUUGAUUGGUUUCAAACUAAAACAACCGUGACUUUAGUAGUGUAUACGAAAUGGAAGUCCAUGAAGUCCGAUUUUGUUGUCAUUGACAAGCAGGGAAACAACUUUCUAGCCACCCUGUACAUAGAAGACUAUAUCUACUACCUACAUAUAGAGCUUGCAGAGGCAAUAUCAUUACAUUAUGAAGUGAAAGUAAAUACAGACAACGGCAAAGUAGACAUUAUACUGACAAAGGAGUCUGAGAAACAGUGGCCCAGUGUGGGAAAGCAUCUACAGAAACACAACAAAACAGUCAAACUCAAAGACCAAGAAAUAACAUACAGAACAUGUUCCGUUGAUUCCGUGUCUCAAGUUACCCAUGAUUCCAAGUUGUUAUGCCUGUCCCUCCCCGAGGGGACCAGGAUGUGUGUUCCUGUGGGGUACCAUGUACACCUCCAGCACAAAGUGUCAGGGAUGGAGGUGGUGAGGAGUUACACAGCAGUGACAGCGACCUUGACUGGGGAGCAGGAUCCUAGGGUCAAGGACGGGUCAGUAAUAUACCUGAUGAUAAAGAUCUACAAAAAUGGAGCUCUUACUCCAUGGAUCGAUUCCCUCAGUAAAGGUGACCCUGUAGAGGUCAGUACAUUUACUGGGAACUUCAGCGAGGAUCGUCUGUCUGUGUGUCAGAAUCUAGUCAUGUUCGCCGCGGGUACGGGUUUUACUCCAAUGGUUCGACUUAUUCAUCACUGUAUAGAAGACACAAAGUCUAGAGUAAAUCUUAAGUUAGUAUUUUUCAAUAAGAGAGAGGAGGACAUUCUUUGGUGUGACCAGCUACAGUCCCUGGCUGAGAAAAGUGAUAGAUUUUCCUGUGAUUAUAUCCUGUCUGAGGCAGACAGUGGCUGGUCCGGCAAGACAGGAAGGAUAACUCUCGAUCUAAUGAAAGCAUCAUUACCUCAACAAACAGAAAAAUCCAAUUUACUUAUAUGUGCCUGUGGUCCCACCCCAUUUACUAACUUAGUUACUAAAUUUGCCAAGGAGCUCGGAUAUUCUGAGAGUGAGUACCAUGCAUUCCAAGGGUGAUUGAGAUACAAAUUAUCUCAACUCAAAAAAUCCAUCUCAGGGAAUUUGUAUCUCACAGCUCAUCUCGGUCUGUCACCGGCCAAGUUCCGUCGGGGAUUUCCUCUUCGAAAUGACAGUAUUUCACAGAAAUGUGGUGGAUGCUCCAUUAAGUUCUUGAAGUACAUUGGUCAAACUCCAUGUUAUUGUUAAUGGCAAUUAAUGGCAGUUAGCUUACAUGUUUAACAAAAUUAUGUGACUGUUGACAGAACUAUUUUUUCAAAAUUAAUUUUUUAAAGUUGGUGUUCAGCUCCGUAUUUUGCAGUUGUAAUUAAAUUAAAAUUAAAGUGGUUUAAGAAAUUUAGUUUUCAAUUUUUUGUAUGAAGAGAAAGUGAAUCUUCUUUCAAAAAAAUUACAAGUUUUGAUAAGUUUGAGAAUACAUGUAGCAGUACUUGUGCAUUUAAUUAUGCCGUGGUUUCAUUAAUAACUUUGGGGAACAGUUUUCAUUGAUUUAAUGAAUAUCAGAGCCAUAAAGUGAGUAUUGUACUUCUAAUGAAAAAGGUUCAUGUGCUGCUGACUUUGAAUUUUCUCACUCUUGAUUUAGUGGAUCAGCUUCAUGAAAAAAAAAAUUACUGGUACAUGUUCAACAUACAGUUACAGAACAUAUGAAACUACAUUAUUCUUAUGAUGAAGGAGACUAGCUAAUAACAAAUUUUUUCGGGCGUAUUACAUGUAUAAUGAAAGGGAGACAAAUUCAUUAUUAUUUAGCAUCAAGAUAUUUUUCUGACUUAUCAGUUGAUGGAGGAGUUCAAUGAUAGAGACAGGCAUUAUGAUUGUUAAAACUAGCAUUCCUAGAAGCUUUCUAGCUCUGUAUAUCAAUUUUCAAUGUUGUCGGAUUGUUUGUUAAUUUUGUUGGUUUUUAGUUUUGAUUUUUUUAAAAUAUUAAAAUAAGAUUGAUGGGUAAUUAAUAUUUAUGUGUGUCUUGAGAAUUUUUUUUUUUCGACUUGAAUUUGUAAAAUAUUCAGGUUGUCCUCAUAAGAAAAAAAAAAAGUUUUAAGAUUUAACUUAUUUUGUGGUCAGAAGUCAUGCAAAGAUACAUGUGUUAUACUUUGUAAGUAUUAAUUUGAAUUUUUUUUUAAGACCUGUAUGGUCAAGAGAUUUUCAAGCAAAAUUAUGACACCAAGUGGUCCAAUUCUGCAGCAGCAUUGACAAUAAAUUGAACUAUUAUAAAUAUAUGACAGCUCAAUAAAUAAAUUUUAAAAAAUGAAUUUUUACCAUCUAAAGGAGUAAUUUUUAACAGUUAUUUAUGAAGUAAAAUUAUCCCUAGGCAUAAGCACAGCAUACUUUGAAUGUUGCGGGGAGCUGGUUACAUCAAUACAUAUAAUAUUUGUGAUAUUAGGGUCUGCUUAUUACAAUGUAAAUGUCUUAGAUCUUUAUUUGACACUUGGUGUCAAUUUCUGUGAUAUCUAAUUCAUUGAUUUCUAAGAACUUGCAGAACCUGUGGUAAUUUUUAAGAUUCUUCUCCCAGCUAAUAGUUUUUAUGUGUUUUUUAUUUAUUCUCACAGCUAGCACAUGCAUGCUUGACAUAUUUUUAAAUAUUUUUCCAAAUUGUGUGCAAUAUAUUAAGUGAUGUUAUAUUAUCAUAAAGUGGGAUGAAAAAAAGUCGUAAAUUAAAAAAUCCAAGCUAUUUGUCGCAUAAGCAAUGAAUGUAAAACCCAACAUGAAUUACCUCCCAUCAUUGUUUCUUUUCCCCCUCUUCAUCUCCAUUUCAUUCAAUAGGUUUAUUGUUUACAUUUCAUUUGCUCAAAUAUUGUUUUUGUUUUAGAGUAACAUUACAGAGUUAUUUCCCUUUGAUUGAUUUCUUACAUUUCGUAUUGUCUCCACAAACCUAUUUGUUUCCCUGACAUAUGAUUUUUACUGAACUGUCAGUCUAUCUAUUCACUAGUAUGAACCAAGAUUUAUAUUCAAGUCUUACAAAGACCAACUCGUAUACGACAUUUCGUAAUGAUAGAAAGAUUCUUGCAUACAAGUUGAGUCUUCGGUUUUGUUUAUGAUAUUUUUUGUUUACAUUGAAGAUAUAAACCCUUAUACGAAUUGGUCUUUGUACGACUUGACUUGACCUUUGAACCUAACAACUUGACAUAUAUGUAUUCUCACCUUUACCUCAGGAUCAAAAGCAAUUAUAGAAUAUUAUUAAAUGGAACAUAUGUAAUAUACAUUUAUAAAUUUUUUUUAGUAAUA